CAUCAGCACCGAAGCAGCUCCGGAGGUGCAGCCGGCUCCGGGAAAGCUUCUUCCCUCUCGGACUGUAGACACGGCUGUUUUGAGGCUUUCAACUCCCGUGCGACAAGAAAGCGAUUAAUUCCUCGAUUCCUCGGUCUAUUCCAUGCUCGCAGGGGGCUGUCGCUACCCGGCUGCUCCUCUGUGUCGCUGCUGCUCCGCGGGUACCGCCGGGGGAGGAGGAGGAAGAGGAGGAGGAGGCGAAGGAGGGGUUGAUGCCAGCGAGGUCCUGCGGCCGCAGCCGAGCCGGGGGCACGGAUCGUGUGUCGCUCGGGGUCUGGCGGCUGCUGCUCGUGGCUCUCGUGGUUGGUUUGGCCGCUUCGUCCGUGUUUUCAGAAGGACAGCUGAGUGUCCGGGUGGAGAAAAUGGGGACCCACUGCCCAGCACCAUGAGGACGAACCACUGCAGCCACCUGCCUGGAAUCCCUCCGGAGUGCCCUCGCCCUCCAGCCCCUGAUGGUGAUGGCAAGAGCCUGCCCAGCAGCAGCGGGGACCUGGCCACCAGCUGUCCCCAGUAUGUCAUGCAGGUGUCCUCCAAGGAUGGGCAGCUGCUCUCAUCUGUCGUGCGGACCCUCGCUGUGCAGAGCAGCCCCUUCAAUGACAGGCCCAUUUGUAGGAUCUGCCAUGAGGGCAGCAGCCACGAGGAGCUGCUGUCCCCCUGCGAGUGCACAGGGACGCUGGGGACCAUUCACCGCAGCUGCCUGGAGCACUGGCUGUCAUCCUCCAACACCAGCUACUGUGAGCUCUGCCACUUCAGGUUUGCAGUGGAGCGCAAGCCCCGGCCACUGCUGGAGUGGCUGAGAAGCCCAGGCCCCCAGCACGAGAAGAGGACUCUCUUUGGGGACAUCGUGUGCUUCUUGUUCAUCACCCCGCUGGCGACCGUCUCUGGCUGGCUGUGCCUGCGAGGAGCCAUGGACCACCUGCACUUUAGCAGUAGGCUGGAAGCUGUUGGCCUCAUUGCACUCACUGUGGCACUCUUCACUAUUUACCUCUUUUGGACCCUGGUGUCCUUCAGGUACCACUGCCGGCUGUACCACGAGUGGCGUCGAAACAAUCAGCGGGUGAUGCUCCUCAUCCCAAAAUCUGCCAACGUCCCCUCCACCCAGCAGUCCCUGCUGGGCCUGCAGCCCCUCAAAAGGAGCUCCAAGGAGACAAUCGUGUGAUUUGGGGUGGAACUGUACACUAAAGAUGUUUUUUUUCUCACUCGUUGGGGUCGGUUGGGGCAGCAUCCAGCACCCAGGAAUGUGCAAUUUGAAUCACAGUUAGAAUUCAAGUAAUGGAUGCUGCAGUCAUUUGAGCCAUUUGCUAAGCUGCCAAAUGUGUUUAGUUAGCAGGGACCCUAUGGAUUCUGCAUAUAUGUUAGUUGUUGCAUCAUCAAGUGAUGCAAACUUUUUUGUUAGAAGUAUUAAACUAUGGUCAUUAACAAUGCAAAACAGGUUUAAAAAGUCCUUUGCUUUUAUGAUUUCUUCUUCCAACAGUACUGUUUCUUUAGGCAGCUGGACAGUAACCAAUAUUUCUUUCUGCUUCCUAAAGCACAGCAAUGGCAUUUCCUCAUUUGAUUUUAUCUGCAGAUCCAUUAUACCAAUGUUUUGAUUAUUAAAACUUGCGUGUAACGAGCUCUACAAAUUGGCACUUAUUUUUUAAAUGCUACAAAGUGAUUAGAAAAUUGUACUACACAUUUCCUAUUUGGCAGUCAACGUCUGACAGGAAGAUUUUUGUUAGGAAUCUAGCAUGCACAAGAGAAGAAUUAGACAAAUUGCAAUAAUGUUCCUGUCAAAAGUAUUAUAGUACAUAGCACUCAGGAAAAAAAUAUUGUACUUCUCCAUGAAGAAGCACCACAUUCUUCGGUGAAGUGCACGUUCUGCUGGUGGGAAUUCAAACUUCGCCAAUUUAUCCUACAUUUACACCAGGCUGAAUUUAACUCUACAGCUUACUUUUGUAUAAUGAAAGCUCCACAUACAUAAUGAAUGAGAUUAUCAGAUAAGUUUUAGGAAGCAGGGACUCAUCUUGCAUGAAGAACAGCAUUAUUUUAAUGCACCAGAAACUCCAGAUUGACAAGUAGGAUUUGGAAUACACAGUCUUCUAUGGUGACCAAAUUGAAUCUGGGGUGUAAAGAUCAGACCUUAUUCCUGGGUGAUUUUAUCUGCUUCCCCUUGGUUUUAUGCCCAAUUCAUUCAGCCAUUCUUCACUCACAGAAGAGACACACUUAUGUAGACAGACUUAUUUUAAAUAACUACACAAAAUCUCAUUAUCAAAUGCUGCUAGAAUUAGAAAUUGAUAGAGACCCUUUGAACAGAUAAAUUUCUUAGAAUUGUUCAUGGAUGGCCAUACCACUAUGUGCUUUGUUUUCCAAAUGCUGCAGGAACUGAAAAUCAAAGGAAGACAUAGCAGGAAGGCUAAUAAUUUGUUAAAGUUCAAGAUGCUAUGGGUAUUUACCAUCAGACAAGAAGUUAUUUGAUAUUUUGUGUGUUCUCUGUGAGGGGAAAAGUUUAGUACACAAAGCCAAAUCUGUUAAGUUUCUUUAUUCUUUCUGUGGACCAGUCUAGCUGUGAGCAUGUUAUUUAACAAUGUUCUUUGUAACUAUCAGUCAUGGGGAUAGGAGAAUCAUGGGGAUAUAAAGCAAUAACAGCCUCAUUCCAACAGAAAGGUACAGAAAGCCAAGGUGUGCAGGAAAAUCAUGAACCUGCAGAUCUGUACUCAUCAGUCUGACAAAGCUGGGGUUGCUCAUGUUUGGCUGUGAAUAACUGUUUCUGUUCUAGAGAAAACUAUACAAGGCUCUGAAGAUAAGUAUACCACAAUCUCUCUGAUAGCCUAAAACAUGUAGUGUUGUUGUGUGGUUUUGUUUUGUUUUGGUUUUUUUAAUAUACCUCUUCCCAAAGGUAAAUAACUAUUUGGAAUGAAGACUGAAAAUGCACUUAAGCAGAAUUCCAGAUUAAAAAAAAAAAAAAAAAAAAAAAAAAAAAAAAAAAAAGCGCUGCUGGCCAAGGGCAAAGAAAUAAAGCAAACCUAGCUGGGUCAGGAUGUCAGGAUGUUGUCAGUGUUUUAAUGCCUGCACAUAUACUUUAGGUAAACUUUCUUCAGAACUUUAUUACUGCUCUCAAAUUCUUUGAAAGAAUUAUUAGUGAGGGCUAUUUUUGGCUUUGCCUCAUGAAACCAAAAAUCAGGGUGAUACAGAAUUAAGUGGCAAAACAUUCAGGGAAAUAUUUAUUCAAGUGAAGCUGUAAAGUCUAUGCACAGAGAUCAGCACAGUGGUUUGGCCCAGCUCAUUUGUAUUAUUUCAAUUUUUUUUAAAAUUCUUUUUGUGUGUGUGUGUAAAUACAUCUUUCUUUACCUGAAGAAGGCAUACUGUAGCAGACAGAGAGAAAAAGUAUGGUCCAGUUUAGCUCAUACAUUACUAACCCAGCCUCUGUGCUUGAUGCAGCAGCACAGGACUGUCUGGUGAAGUCACCAGCAGCAGUGUCUCAGAUUUUCUUGAGGAAAAAGUGUCAGGAAAGAUCCAGUCAGACACUUACCAUUGCAUUAAACUCAUGAAAAAGAAGCAUACUUGUAUUAUUCCUUGUUUUUCCUAAAACACAAGAACUGGGACGUGAGAAGUAUUACUUCUUAAUCCCACUUCUGCUCUAAAAAUUUACAGACAGGAGAAUUUGCCAGAUGGGAGCUGAUUUUUCUUCCAUGAGUUGAUGCUGUAAAUGCCACACCAAGCCAAAUUUUCCAUUAAAAAACUGGAUAAUUACAGCAAGUAUUCUACAACAGCAGCAACUCUCUGAAUAGAAGCAGAAGCCAUAGCCAGCAAAGCUCCUGGCAGUAGAGGACACCUUUUUUAUGCUCUCCUUAAAAAACCAAAAUUAAUUAAAGAGCAUAAUGACAGGAUGACUAACCACCUUUUUAUUUUUUUUAAUGUCACUCAACUUCCCUCCGAGCAACUUUAUACAUUCUUCUCAUGCAGCUGACCUUGUAAUUUACAUUCCUUUUCCAGAUAAGAAGAUAUAUAGAAGGAAGAGUAUUCAACAGUAUUUGAGCCAGUAUUUUAAGUCGCAAAUGAUAAAAGCAGCCUCUCCUGAUUCAGUGUGAUGAGUGUAAUGCAAAAUGAGGUAGCUUUACUUUUUAAAUAGUCUUUUCCCUGCAGGACUUGCCUAUCACAUUACAUAGAGAUUGAGAAAUACCCCAGAAGGAAGUCACAAGAGAAGCAAUUAUUAAAGAUACUUCAGUUUUUGGUGUUGUUAAGGAUUUUUUUUUCUUUUUUUCUGCCAGACUGAGACCUCAAAAUGUAAUUUACAUUUCAUUUAUUUAAACCAGCUUUGCACCAAUACAAAGUGACACAGGGAAUAGUGACAGCUCUGCAUAAAGGGACUGGAGCCAAUAUUUGCAACUGGCCUUUGAUGCAACAGGUACUAUCAGAAAGAGGUACGAAAACAGAUACUGGGACAGACUCACACACUAAGUGAGCUAAAGAAGCUCUCCAUAUGAAAAAAAGAAAAAAAAAAAAAACAAACAAACCAAACCAGUUAAUAAUUAAAUAUCUUGUUACUUUUUGUGACAUGGCUCUUCAUUUAACACAGAACUGGUUAAUUAAAGAAGCAUUUUCCUUGCAAGCAGAACUGAGCCCUGCCUCUUUACUGCCAAUUACUCAAAAGUAUGUUUAAAAACUACAAUGCACACUCACAGAAUCACACAAUUUUUAAUGUUGGAAAGAUGCAUUGAGUCCACCCACUAACCCAGCACUACCAUGUUGACCACAAACCCUGUCCCCCAGUGCCACAUUCAUGGGUUUUCUGAACAGUCCCAGGGAUAAUUCCACUCCUUCAGUGAAGAAACUUGUCCUAAUAUCCUGUUUAAACCUUGCCUGGAGCUGCAGGUUGGCUUUGUGUGACCCAAGGACAGGACCCAGCAUUUCUCCUGGUUGUACCCCAUCCCACUGGCCUCGUCCCAUGUACCCAGCCUGUCCAGACCCCUCUGCAGAGCCCUCCUGCCCUGCAGCAGAUCCACACUCCAAUUUAGUAUUAUCUGCAAAUCUACUGGGGGAACACUCCAGAUCAAUAAAGAUAAAUUAUAACCAGAGCUUGUUGCAACACAGUAUGUACUGAUGAUGAGACCUCACUAAUCCACUGUGUUAUUCCACAUUUCAAAGUUGGUUUCACAUGCAUUUUCACAUGAGACAGCCUUAUCAAAAAUCAAGGGUUACAUCUUUCAGUCCUUAACAUGAUUUUAGGUCUUAAAUCUUUUCCUGACGGCCUCUCCACACCUGCUUGUGGCAAGGCAACAAAACACUUGUCCUCCCUUUGGUGCUGUUGAAAGCUUACAGAACUGAUGGGAAUUUUCUUUAUUCUAAGUGUACCAAGUACUUUCCCAAUAAAACUUGUCAAAAUAGAGAAUAAAUGUUGAUACUCUAUGUACAACAUGCCCUUAGGAACAACAAUAAAAACACACCACCCUCAAAAACAAGACGCUGUAGUUGCAGGGGAAACCAAUAUCACAGUUUCAUGCCAUGGCUUCUAUUAUUAUUAUG
Messenger RNA from Hirundo rustica (Barn swallow), 5541 nucleotides. It is a transcript of the gene MARCHF3, whose product is annotated as membrane associated ring-CH-type finger 3. NCBI's taxonomy places the organism in Eukaryota, Metazoa, Chordata, Aves, Passeriformes, Hirundinidae. Gene Ontology annotation, biological process: protein ubiquitination. The record is from RefSeq and is a predicted model, not a curated record. Bases 143 to 1198 code for a protein of 351 amino acids. Gene Ontology annotation, molecular function: zinc ion binding; ubiquitin-protein transferase activity. The transcript has 5 exons.